UAAUAUUUGCAUUCCGCUACCCUAUUGCGCCCGGCUAUGCACUUGCACUAUUCCGCCACUAGGUGUCUCCCUUCCCCAGACGUUCGGUGUCCUCACAUUUUCCUGCCUGCGACGUGAUCCCUUUCUCAAUGAAAAGCCGUCUCUAGGCUGCAAUGACAGUUUCAUCCCCAAAGCAACAGCAAACGGUGAGCGAUCGAUCCCACCUCCAGCCGGCCAAGCCAACCCUACCUGGGCCGACCUGUCCCCACCUGAGCCAGUGCCAAGCCGGCAGUAUGUGCCCCUAACGCUGCAGCGGAGGAUCUCCCGGGGGGCCGGCAACCUGACUGCCAAUGAGUCGCAACGUUCCGGAGCUGUGACCCAGAGGGGUUGGAUCCCCUGGGGUAGAUGUGCGAUCCCCCCACUGAUGGCUCCGGCGGGGACUGUGGGAGAUGAGGGGCGGUGCAUUGGGUGCAUAGGCAGAGGCUGGCAGGGGUGCCCGACAGCUGCAAUGCCAUGGGCAAGGUGGGCAUCGCUGCUCCUCUUUGUGGCUGUGAUGGCAGCUCUGCAGAUGCCCGUACGGGCCAUGGAAGAUUCGACACAGCAACCAGACCAAAGUAUGGCUCCAACGGAAUCACCCACGUGGACUUCACAAGGAACGAAGUCUUCCUUUACAGACAGUGGUGUUCUUGAUACAAUAGGAAAAGUGCUGGAGAACAGCACCUUGUACAAUAUAUUUUUAUUGCUAUCCAGCAAGAAUACAAAGAACUAUAUCACCCCAGCCUCAGUUGUGCAGGAAAAUGUAUCUGUGCUAUCGGGGGAGUAUAAUUCUUCUGUUGAACUGUCAACAGUGUCUACAUCUCAAUUUUCUGAUCAAGGAGACACUAACUCAGUCCUCUCUACGGUACCUACUGGUGAAUCAUCAGCAGUUUCAUUAACAGAACACGUAACAAGGAAGUCAAGUUCUACAUCAACAGUUUCAACCUCGCAAAUGUCUUCAGUGCAUGAAACGCCCAAGGUCUCCACAACUAAUAUGUUCAACUCGACAACACUGCAGUCCACUGAAGGCUCAGCGCCAACUACAACGACACCCACUACGACAGUAUUACCUGAAAAGUCCUCAACUGCACAAAAAAGCACACUUACACCAACCUCUGUUUUUCUACCAACCAAGAUAUCAGAUACAACCAUAACCCCUCUCAUAGCUACAACACAUACAUCUACUACAGUGAGGACUGCGUCUCCAGCUUCUAAUGCCACCAGUGUGUCUGUAACCAAACCAGCCGCUGUACCAACCAUUAAAUCAGAACUAACAUCUGCGACAAUAACGACACAGUCAGUGACUCCCAGUCCAUCACUAAUAAGUACAUUUGAACCCAGCACAGUUCCAACAACUCCUUUAGCUUUGGAGUGCAAAUUGUCUCCACAAAGCAUGCUAAAAACAGUUCUUACUCUGCCGCAAUGGGUGCCAGACCAGGACAUGGAGAGUGUUGUAGAGAAUAUGAAGGUAGUCCUUAUGGAUACUCUAUAUCAAGCUUUAAAGUUGCCCAUUCAAGUACUUGUAAACCAGUCUUCAAUCAUGAUAGCCACAGACCAGAAGUUCAAGAAUGUGACCGUUGGAUAUUUUGUUCUGGUGAACGUUUCGGUUUACAUCCCUUCGACUAUCACGGACAUUAUUGCGGCCAGUUCUAGUUACGUAGCCAACCUGAUGCUUCAGAUACCAAAUCUUCUCUCCGUGCCUGUCCCGGCUGCACCGUGGGACCCAGUGCCGGAUUACAUCUACAGGUUAAAGACAGUGCUGAAGUUAAUGACGACUGCAGGAAGCAUCUACACGUGCAGCUAUGUGCAGGGCAUGGAGCAGAGGCUACAGGUUGCCUAUGACAAAGCAGAAGUGCUAACAACCUACAGAAGCAGCAACCUCACCGUACAGAUCUUAAGCACUUCCCAAACUGGGCAGUUUCUUACAUUGAUCUAUGUUGUGAAGAACGGCAGCUUCUUCUUGAAUGGCACAACGUCCAGCAGCCUCCUCAAUGCUCUCUCGGGAGAGGUGGUCGGCUAUUAUCUCGGGGACCCCCCCUCAAUCAUUGCAGAACCUUUGUAUUAUCCUAGUAUUGACAUCUCGGAUUCCACCAGAGAUUACUGGGUGAAUACAGUAAUAGUCGGAGUGGCCAGUGAUUUCUUGGGGAUAAACAACCAGAGUUUUGCCAGGCUGAUGGAGGGACGAUUGGCCCAGCUCUUUCAGAAUUCUGGCCAACAAAGCAGAAGAUUUAAGAGAGCAACAACUGUUGGGAGCUACACUGUUCAGAUGGUGCAAAUGCAGCGGGUGGAUGGUUCCAACAACCCGGCGGAGUUGACCUACUAUGCAGAGUACAAUAAAAUUCCCAUAUUGGGUACUGUGGCAGCCAAGCAGCUCAGCACCAUUGAUCCGCAAACCAUGGCCCUGACCCUGGGCUACAUUGUACGAGUGCAGGCAGACCCUGUGGUAAAAAACCCCCCAAACAAUCUGUGGAUUAUUGCUGCAGUGUUGGCCCCCAUUGCAGUCGUUACCGUGAUAAUCAUUAUAAUCACUGCAGUUCUCUGUCGGAAGAACAAAAGUGACUUUAAAUCGGACAACAUGAGCAACGUUCCCCCUCGGACUAAGCCAGUCCAAGGAUUUGACUAUGCCAAGCAGCAUCUUGGGCAACAAGGAGGGGACGAGGAGGCGCUUCCGGUCACCCAAGAGACUGUAGUGCCCUCACUCAAUCUGUCUCAGGAAAGAGACAGCACGCAGGAUGGCAGCACCGAGAAAAUGCUCAAGUCAGAAAACAGAAAAAGCCGGUCGCCUUGUGAGAACGGUUCCGUCAUCAGCAACGAAUCGGAAGAGGCCAGCUCAGACAGGAGCACGCCGCAGAAAGCGUUGCCUCAGCUCCGAUUGACAAAGGAAGAGGCGUGCAAGCGGAACGGUUUAACCAAACAAAAGCGCAAGAUUGUGCCUGUAAGUGAUGAAGAAGAGGGGAACAUGCACUUUGACAAAAACACCAAGAUGAUGGUUGAUCCGUUUGAUUCAUCAUCCGGCUCAGUCCAGCUCAUUUCCAUCAAACCAAUGACAGUCCCUCCUUCUCACCUUGUGUCAGAGAGAAAUCAGGAAUUGGCUGCUAUCAAUGGAGAGGUCAACAAAGCUCUGAAACAGAAGUCAGACAUAGAGCACUAUCGUAACAAACUGCGGCUCAAAGCCAAGCGAAAGGGCUACUAUGACUUCCCACCCAUUCUGGAUAGCAGGUCUCUUACAGAGAGGAAGAAAAAAAUAUACGAGAAGACUCAGUUGGAGAUAGAUAAUGUGCUGGAUGCAGAUACGGACACUUCGUCUCCAUUUGCAGAACCAAAAAACAGGCAACCGUCAAUAAAGAACCACCCAUACCGAAGUAGGCAGUCGCUCAACAGCCCAAGCCCUGGGGAAACUGAAAUGGAUCUUCUUGUGACUCGUGAAAGACCACGGCGUGGGAUCCGUAACAGUGGCUAUGAUACGGAACCAGAAAUGAUUGAGGAGACAAAUAUAGACAGGGUCAAGCAAGCCAGAACUUUUAUCAAGUCACGUCAGGGCAAGGGCCAUUCAGAAACAUCCACCCUGAGCUCCCAGCCGUCCAUCGAUGAAGUCAGGCAGCAGAUGCACAUGUUGUUGGAAGAAGCUUUUAGCCUAGCGUCUGCUGGCCACGGAGCUCCAAAGAGACAACAGGAUCCUUAUGCGUCAGCGCAGCACUUGCCAUAUUCUGAAGUUGUGACCAGUGCCCCUGGCACCAUGUCCAGGCCUCGGGUGCAGUGGGUGCCAACGUACGGACCUGAAAUGUACCAGUAUAGCCUUCCCAGGCCGACUUACCGGUUCUCUCAGCUUCCAGAAAUGGUAAUGGGUUCACCCCCACCUCCCAUUCCUCCUAGGACAGGUCCUGUUGCAGUCACCUCUUUACAGAGGUCUGCAGCCGAUACGGCGAACAAGAGUUCUCGAGUAGCGGAACCAAGUGGCAGCGAGCAGGGUCCAGGUGAGCAUGGGGGUUUUCCUCCAGUUUCAAGGGCGCCGGUGACUGUGGCCCAAGCGGAUCAGUCAGUAUCAAAUUACACAGGUAACUCAGUACCAGCAGUAUUUGCUAUUCCUGGAAACCGAUCAGGAUAUUCCGGUUACUACAUUCCACAGCCUCCCUCUUCGUACAGAAACCAAGCGUGGAUGUCCUAUUCAGGAGACAACGAGCUGCCGGGACAAUGGGCUGAUUCAGUUCCCCUCCCAGGAUACAUUGAAGCCUACCCAAGGUCUAGAUUUCCACAGAACUCUCCCUCCCGACUCCCCAGACAGUUUAACCAGUCAGUGAAUGUACAUACAAGCCUUGAGCACACCGCCGGGCCGUCUAUCGGAGCCUCUCAGCAAAGCCUGGCCGACACAGACACCCCGGACACCUCCAUCACCAACCUUUCCACCGCAGCUCUGGUUAAAGCCAUACGGGAAGAAGUAGCCAAACUGGCCAAAAAACAAACUGACAUGUUCGAGUUCCAGGUGUAAGGAGCGCGCACCGUACAUUCUAACAGUGUCAAGCAGGAGCAGCGCCUCUAUGGGACGUUAUGGUAUUUGUAUUCUGUUUCUCCGAGAUGUAUAAUAAUAGAAGGAAAAUAUCAGCUAACUCAGUUAUAUGCUUUAUUUAUGUAAAAUAAAGGGGACAUAAAGUGUCAUU
Molecule: messenger RNA, 4670 nt
Organism: Xenopus tropicalis (tropical clawed frog)
Lineage: Eukaryota; Metazoa; Chordata; Amphibia; Anura; Pipidae
Product: KIAA1549 like
Exons: 22
Coding region: 404-4501 (1365 amino acids)
Source: RefSeq, a predicted model, not a curated record